CAUCUCUUUUCCUGCUUCUGUUGGCAAACUAUUGCAGUUUGUUCAGGUCCUGUUGAAUCAAAUUGUUGGCUUGGGUUUGGAAUGAAUCAGGCAAAGUUGGGUUUUUGGGUGACCCUGUGACCCCCAUAUUAAGUGACAAUUGCUCCAUUUGUGGGGUGCUGCAAAAUGCUGGGUUCUCUCUGCAAAACAUUUGGCAAACUUUAGUGCAGGUUGAAGUGAAUCAGACUAAAUUUGAUUUUGGGGUGUUAACUACAAACCUCAGUUCCAGACUCGCAAAGAACUAAGCUUUCUCUGCUUUCUCUCUAAUAGCUAGGUAAGUGAUCAGGGGAAAUUGUUGGAACAGAUGCUUUUCAUCAUGAACUCCUGAAUCUUGACCUUGUUCUCAGCUGUGAUUUAAUAUUGCUACUCUUGGAAAAGAGCAAACACAUUUCCUUCUUCUGAGCUUCUAGUUCAUGCAUUGGAUACGUGAAACCACACAAGGGCACUGCUUGUCUAUCAACCUAGCCAGCACUUGUUUAAAGCCACUAUGUCAGUGAUAACUCUGCCUAUCAAACCUCAGAGAUUUUGUUUUAUGUCCUCUCCAGACAAUAUGUCUGCUAUUUCUUUCUUUCGUUCCUUCUCAUCCUGUACAUAGUUCCUGUCAAGUCUCUGAACUCCAGAAACUGUAAGUAAUCAUUCCAAUCAAAUUCACCCAAGCUGCAAGCUCUAUUUAUUUCCAUGUUGGAGCGCAUGGACAAGAUUGUACUCCUUCAAAGCUUGGCCCAUUAGAUAUAAGACUAGUAGAUUCUUCUUAGGUUCUUAUAGAACAAUGAGUAUGACAUGUUGUCUUCAUUAAAUGGAAAGUGGACCUCUGAAACAAUUGUUUGUUUAUUCAUUUAUUUGCAGCUCAACAUCAACGAACCCCUAUCCCACUCUGUCCCCCUUAUUUGCCAUUCAGGAGAUCAACCAGAAUCCUAAGCUUUUACCCAAUGUCACCCUGGGCUACAGCAUCUAUGAGGCCGCUUUUGAUGUCACAACAGCGGCUGAUGCCAUGCUAGACAGCAUUCCAAGCUACAGCUGUGGAGGACAGAAUAAUGUGUUAGCUGCUUUUGAAGAAACAGCUACUGAAAUCUCCAGUCAUAUUUCAAGAAUGUUGAGCAUCUACAAAAUGCCCCAGGUUGUGCCUCAUUCAAGAUGCACCGAAAUCUGUCGCCCUGGAUACGCCAGAGUAGCUAAAGAAGGAGAGCCCGUUUGCUGCUAUGAUUGUGCUCCUUGUGCAGAAGGGACCAUCUCCAUUCAGGAAGAUGCAAAGCAUUGCACCAAAUGUCCAGAAGAACAGCAUGCAAAUCAAGCAAGAGACAAAUGUGUCCCCAAGAUUAUAACAUUUCUCACUUAUGAAGAACCCUUGGGGAUCCUCCUGGUGUCCUUUGCUCUCUUCCUGUGCUUAACCGCUGGUGUUGUGCUAGGAAUCUUCGUUAAAUACAUGGAAACUCCCAUAGUCAAAGCUAACAAUCGAGACUUAUCCUAUAUCCUCCUCAUCUCCCUCCUGCUUUCCUUUUUGUCCUCCUUCCUAUUCAUCGGCCAGCCAAGGAAAGUGACCUGCCUUCUCCAACAAACAGCCUUCAGCAUCAUCUUCUCGGUUGCCGUCUCUUCUGUUUUGGCAAAAACCAUCACUGUGGUGCUGGCCUUCUUGGCCACAAAGCCAGGGAACAGGGUGAGGAGAUGGCUAGGGAAGAGUCUGGCCAACUCCAUUGUCCUUUCCAGUUCUAGUAUGCAGGUUGUCAUCUGCACCAUCUGGCUAGGAAUCUUUCCACCAUUCCCAGACUCCGACAUGCAGUCCCAAGCUAGAAAGAUCAUCCUUCUAUGCAAUGAAGGAUCUGUUGCCAUGUUUUACACUGUCCUUGGCUACAUGGGCUUCCUGUCUGCCAUCUGCUUCACGGUGGCUUUCCUAGCCAGGAAGCUGCCUGGAGCCUUCAAUGAAGCCAAGCUGAUCACCUUCAGCAUGCUGGUCUUCUGCAGUGUUUGGGUGUCCUUUGUGCCCACCUACCUGAGCACCAAAGGGAAGUACAUGGUAGCUGUUCAGGUCUUCUCCAUUUUGGCCUCCAGUGCUGGGCUUCUGGGCUGCAUCUUCCUACCGAAGUGCUACAUUAUCAUACUCAGGCCUGAUCUGAACACAAAGGCACAUCUAUCUACAAAAAGUGGCAGUAGUGUCUGAUUUUUAGCUUCUUUGAAGAUUCUUAACUUCACAUAAAAUAUGUUGUUAAAGUGGACUCUACCCUGGUUUGUGUCAGGACAAUUGGAAACACAAUUAUAUUAUGAGUUGUCCUGCUUCUGCUUGCUACGGUAUUGGAUAAUGUUGGAAAAUUACAGACUUAUUGGAUCUGGAAGGACAUGAUAAUAGAUUUGGGUGGCAUGCUUAAUUAUGGUAUUACAAAGUUAAAGUAAAUAAAGGAUUCCAGAACCACAUUAUAAGAAAGUUGAUCUACGAGGUAUGGGAUAGAUACAAAAAAUUAGUUGAAAGGAAAACCCCUUGUUGGCUCUCACCCUUAGAAGCUGUUUCUGUUAAAAAAUUAAAUAUGAAAGGGAUAUGGGCCACCUAUAGGGAUUUGUUAAUGGAGACAGAAAACCAGUUAAAAUAGAAAAAAAACAUGAGGAGGUGAAAGAAUUGAUGGCAGAUUGGUUAGAAUACUACCAGAUAAGUGAUAUGUUUAAGAUAGAUAAAAGAAAAGGUUUUGACACAAGAUCAAAGUCUGAGGUAGAGUUGCUAGAUAAUAAUGUGAAAAUAUUAUAAAAAAUGUUCAAGCUAUUAUUGGAAUGGCAUACAAUGGAUGAAGAAGUAAAAUCUGUAAUGAUCCAAUGAACAAAAGAUUUUGGGUAUAAUAUCCAAAUGAAAGCCUGGGAAAAAUUGUGAAAAGAGGACAUAAAAUUUACUGCAUGCUGCUCAUUGAAUUUUUUUUUUAAUGAUGUAUCGUUGGUAUCUAACACCAGUUAAAAUUGCAAAGAUGUAUAAAACCUGCUCAAAAGUGCGCUGGAAGUGUAAAGAAAGCAAAGGUACGUUUUACCAUAUAUGGUGGAUUUGUAGUAAGGUAAAGACUUUCUGGGAAAUGUUAUAUAAUGAAUUAAAGAAAACAUGUAAAAAUACAUUUGUUAAAAAGCCAGAAGCCUUUCUGUUAGGUAUAAUUAGUGAGGAGAUACCUAGAGAAGAUAAACAUUUAUGUAUGCAACAACAGCAGCAAGAACUUUAUUAGCCCAGAACUGGAAACAAUAAACAAUACCAUCGAAGAAAGAUUGGCAGAUGAAACUGAUGCACUACGCAGAGAUGGCAAAGUUAACAGGAAAGAUACGAAACCAAGAAGAUCAAAUAUUCAAAAAAGACUGGAAAAUUUUUGUGGGAUUUAAAGGACCACUGUAAGCACUUAAAAGCACUGAUAGGAAUGAAAAAAAGCUAGUAAUGUUGGAAAAUCAGUUUAUGUGCAUUAAGAAGGAAGGAAAAAUAGUUGGACAAUUUAGAAAGAUGGAAUUGAUGUUCAUUUUAAAUUAAGAACCCAUGGAGGGAGGGAGGGAAAUUGACAAGUUCUAAGGAACUGGCUUGGAUGAUGUAUGAAAUGUAAAAAUAUGUUAAAUCUGAAAAAACAAUAAAAAUAUUAUAUAUAUAAAAAGAAGGAAACACUAUUAAGUCAUAGAAUCAUAGAUGACCUAAGAGUGUUUGUAAUUGUCUUGCCGCAAACAUCUCCAUCAUCUGCACUUCCCAAACAACCGGUUUUAGCAACGAGGUAGUAGAAAUGAUAAACCUAUGAGUUCAGGUUGGAAAUUUUCAGAAGUGGUCAAAUCACAUCUUUCUUUUUUAUAUUAUUUUUUUAAUUAGUUUCCUGAAGUUUAAC
Molecule: messenger RNA, 3860 nt
Organism: Podarcis raffonei (Aeolian wall lizard)
Lineage: Eukaryota; Metazoa; Chordata; Lepidosauria; Squamata; Lacertidae
Product: vomeronasal type-2 receptor 26-like
Exons: 4
Coding region: 836-2194 (452 amino acids)
Biological process (GO): G protein-coupled receptor signaling pathway
Cellular component (GO): membrane
Molecular function (GO): G protein-coupled receptor activity
Source: RefSeq, a predicted model, not a curated record